GAGAUAGUAAAAAUAUAUUUAUAUAUGUAUAUAUUUUUUUGUUCAGAUAUAUUUAUAUAUUGAAAACUCAGAGAGAGGGAAAAAAAUAAUAAUAAAGAAAAAGGCAAGCCAUGCAAAGUCAAGGAUUGACUGAAUGGAAAUUGCAGCGAAACAACCCAUCUUCAUGAACUACUAACAAGUCUUCCAUGUUACAGAUUUCAUUUGGCUUUAUAAUUUCAUUGGAGAGUCAGAAAUCGGGUAGGAGAUUUGGAGCGGAAAUGACAAAUAAUUUAAUAUUCAUUACCAGACAUCCAAGAUCCACAGAGUAAGACGGGAAUGCGCGUUUACCAUGAGUAUGAGAAGAAGUAGAUGAAGAAAUAAGCAUGCAAUAUUCUAUUCCAUAAAUAAUUAUAGUAAACUAAUUUUUGGCUCAAAAGUCAGAGUUUCACCAAAAAAGAAAACGAAAAAAAAAAAAAAAGGUUUUAAAAGUCAUAGUUGAAACUUAAGAAGAGGAAAGCACUGCAAGCUCAUCCAUAGACUAACGGAAAUUACAGGGAAAUAGACCAUAACCCACAUCAACGGACCAAAUUACAAGUCUUACACGAUACAGAUUCCAUUGUCAUUCAGAUCACCUUGGUCCUUGUAGUUAAUGUAAAUUCGCUAUUAGUGCGGUCUCAAGUUGCAGCCUCUCUCACGGUAACUAAGACCAUGAGAAGAACAAGCAGCAAUAUGGUUGUACUGCUUUUCUUGGUUUUCCUUUGGUUACUCCAUUUCAAGCUUUCCUCUGCAGAAGACACUUUAACCCCUGCCAAUUCCAUCAGAGACUGGGAUUUCUUGGAGUCUCCAAACAAGCUAUUCCGGCUAAGGUUCUUUAAUCUCGGUUAUUCCGGUGACCGCUACCUGGGGAUCCAAUACAUGAACUACAGUGAUAUGAAAAUAGUUUGGGUGGCCAACCAAGAGAAUCCCUUGAAUGAUACUUCUGGAAUUCUAAAUAUUACUAAAGAUGGCAACCUGGUAAUUGGUGACAGCCAUGGGACUUCUAUCACUAUAAACUCCCAAACCCCGCCAUCAAUGAGUUCUAAUACAAGUGCCAUACUUCUUGACUCUGGAAAUUUCAUUUUGAAAGCAGGAGAACAGAUUUUGUGGCAGAGUUUUGACCAUCCAUCCGAUACUAUUUUGCCAGGCAUGAAAUUGGGAAUGUUUGGGUUGAAGCUUGGACAACCUCAAAAAAUAUUUCUGACUUCAUGGGUAAGCCCAGGAGUUCCAGCAUCAGGGGCAUUCACUCUUGGUAUUGAUCCAAACAAUACCGAUCAACUUUCAGUUUGGCAAAGAGGGUCUCUCUAUUGGCACAGUGGGAAGUGGAAUGGUCAAAACUUUAGCUAUUUUCCUGACAUUGAUGCAUCAUACAAGUUCAGGUACAUCUCAAAUGAGAACGAAAGCUACUAUACCUAUUCUGUGCCUGCCAAUUAUAAUUCGUGGAUCGAGUUGAAUUCAUCUGGGGAAAUCCACAUGUUUCUCGGGGGAAAUUACGGAUGGUCACUCUGGAAUCUACCAACUUGUGAUGCAAAUGGAAACUACAAGUCCAAGGGCUGCAUAGACCAGAAGCUAUCCAAGUGCAGCAGCGGAGAUCAAUUCCUACUAACAAGUGGACUCAUGAAUAGUUGGGAAUCUCUCCCCAAUCGCAGUAUAGGUCUCAAUGACUGUGCUGAGAUUUGUAGGAAAGAAUGUUCCUGCAAAGCUUAUGCAUCUGCAGAAUCUGACGGAACCGGGUGUAAAUUUUCAUAUGGCCAAAAGUCCGAUGAAAUAGACAGAUAUUUUGCUGAAUUCUUUUACUUCCGUAACAGCACUAACAGCACUAUGGAAGGAAAAAACAGCACUCAUACAAAAAAAAGUGGGCCUUCUAUAAUAAAAGAAAAACCAAAGAAGAGACAGCUGUGGGUAAGCAUCGUUGUUCCACUAAUCUCUUUGAUAGUUGUUGGUCUAGUCUUCUGCGCAUUAUGCUAUUUCAAGUUGCUGAGGUGCUGUUCCAGAGGGAAACGAGGAAUCAGCGGAGAUGUAACCAUGAGUACAGAGGUGUUGAUACGAGAAUUGAAGACUAGUAUGGCAUCAAUUGAUGUACUCAGUGGCACAAACAAGCAGAAGUUGAAUGGAAAGCAUGACCAUGAAUUGCCUCUAUUCAACUUUCCCACAAUAGAAACUGCCACAAGAUACUUUUCUUGUGAAAAUAAACUAGGUCAGGGAGGUUAUGGGCCUGUCUAUAAGGGCACAUUGGCUGAUGGGCAAGAGAUAGCAGUAAAGAGACUAUCUACAAGAUCAGGACAAGGUCUAGAGGAAUUCAAGAAUGAAGUUAUGUUAAUCUCGAAACUGCAGCACAGGAACCUUGUCAGACUAUUGGGUUGUUGCAUUAAAGGAGAAGAGAAGAUAUUAGUUUAUGAGUAUUUGCCAAACAAGAGCUUGGAUUCGUUCCUCUUUGAUGCAACAAAACAGCUUUUACUGGACUGGAGAAAACGUACCAACAUCAUUGAAGGGAUUGCUCAGGGGCUUUUAUAUCUCCACAAGUACUCUAGACUUCGUAUCAUCCAUAGAGAUUUGAAAACCAGUAACAUAUUAUUAGACAAAAAUAUGAACUCAAAAAUCUCUGAUUUUGGCACCGCAAAAAUAUUUGGUGACAAUGAAUCAAGGGCCAGCACAAUUCGAAUUGUUGGGACAUAUGGUUAUAUGUCACCUGAAUAUGCCAUGGAUGGUCUCUUCUCUGAGAAAUCGGAUGUCUUCAGCUUUGGGGUCAUGGUGCUAGAGAUCCUAAGUGGCAAAAAACACAGUGCAUGUUUUGAUCAGACAAAUGAAUAUAUGAGACUAUUAGAAUAUGCCUGGAAUUUAUGGAAAGAUGGAAGAUGCUUGGAGUUGAUGGACCCAUCAGUGAGAGAAACAUGUAAUUCAACAGAUGAAUUUAUACGGCGUGCCCAAGUUGCUCUCUUGUGUGUGCAAGAAGUCGCAGCAGAUAGACCAAACAUGGCAGAUGUUGUGUCAAUGCUUGGAGGAGAUGCGGUAACUCCCCCACAUCCAAAACAACCAGCUUUCUCUAUCCUCAAAAGAGCAGAUAAACAUAACAUGUCAGAUAAUCCAGAAGCCUACACUGUUAAUGAUGUAUCAUUUUCAGGAAUAGGAGCUCGAUAGCAUUCUAUGAUCAUUCAUGGACUUAACAAAAAAUAUCUAUAUAUAUAUAUAUAUACAUAUCAUUAUUACGUAUCUUAUGGGACAGACUUGGUGUCGCAAUACACAACACUUCCAUGAACACGAUAUCUAGUAUCUUUCAAAUUUCUUACAACAUUUUAUUGUUGUAUAAGAUGGAAAAAUACUAUUUUCCAACUAAGCAACAUGGAUAUAUAGAUGCAAAUCAUGUGAAUGUAUAGCACUUUUUUUUUCCUUCUUCUUCUUCUUCUUUUUUAUUUUUUUAUUUUUUAUUAUUUUAUUUUUAUUUUUUUCCCCUCUCUAAAACUGAUAGCGCAUUGUAUCUUAUAAUGUGAGCUAAGAAAUGGUCCCAAAGAAAAUACAUGCAGUACCGGAAUCUCAAAAUGAAUUUCAAGAGUACCUUAAUAUAUUUUCCAGUUUAGUCACUAGGCAAUAACGAAGUUGGAGGUAGAAUCCAAGAAAGAAGAAAGAAGAACCAAAUAGAAAGAAAACAGAAAGCAGCCUGCUGGCAGAAAUGUCACAUUACAGUUUGGGGCUAAUUACACCCCAAAUCUCUUACACAACAUAAAACUUCAAUGAAAAUUUGACCCUUCAUUCUCAAACUUAAAGGCGCACAUUGGGAUUUGGCAGCCCUAGCCCGUAUAUGGAUCUUACAUAGAAGGGAUGUCAAGUGUGAAGAAUCAAUAUUUACAAGUACUGAGUUAGUUGAUUUCAUAGAUUUCCUAUAAUUCAAUGAAUUGUGCGAAAAAUUUGCAUAAUGGAAGUUUCUAAAAAUAGAACAUGUGUUCGAUAAAUAAAGAAACAAUUUUGUUGGCACUCAUAUCGCCUUAGUUUUAUGUUAGCUUUGUUAGGUGGCUUACAAUUGUAAAUCCCAUGGUCUGCCCGCAAUGAAGUCAGAAAUCAUAAAACUUUGACCAAUCCACCUUAUUAUUGACGUAUACUAAAUAACCAAAUAUGAAAACCCAGAAGGAGAAUCUAAAACAAGCAAUACAAUAUCUAAUUGGGAAUUCUUCACAAAAUAAACGGAACACAACAAUAUAUAAGCAAUGCGAACUUGUCUCCCCCACCUUUAGUAUAAUUAUUCUCAUCUAAUUGAGCUUGCAUAAGGGACAAGGUUUC
This is a messenger RNA of Ziziphus jujuba (common jujube), 4287 nucleotides long. Its product is annotated as G-type lectin S-receptor-like serine/threonine-protein kinase B120. Lineage: Eukaryota; Viridiplantae; Streptophyta; Magnoliopsida; Rosales; Rhamnaceae. The transcript has 7 exons. The coding region runs from base 688 to 3153 and encodes 821 amino acids. Gene Ontology annotation, molecular function: protein serine/threonine kinase activity; ATP binding. The record is from RefSeq and is a predicted model, not a curated record. Gene Ontology annotation, biological process: protein phosphorylation; recognition of pollen.